Closterium sp. Yama58-4 is the source of this 2784-nucleotide messenger RNA. The record is from the annotation of a GenBank genome assembly. Lineage: Eukaryota; Viridiplantae; Streptophyta; Zygnematophyceae; Desmidiales; Closteriaceae.
AUGUCGACUCAUCGAAUGACGUCAACACGGAUCAACAAACUGCUAGCCGUCCUCCUGGCCGCGUGUCUUGUGGCGCUGCCGCCUUUCGUGGCUUUCGCCAACGCGCAGGGCGACAGCAGUGUGACGUGCGACUCGUCGUCUCUACCGGACUACCAACACUCCGUCAAAUUGAAUGACGGAAGUCUCAUCCUUCACUGGAAGACCGUCAACUCCACGACCGUCAACUUCGCCGCGCAAGCGCUAGCUGGGCCGGUUGCAGCUGGCUGGUUCGCCGUCGGAUGGUCCGGAUCGUCCGGCAUGAUGGUGCCGGGAGAUGCGGUGAUUGGCAAUCUGCCAGGCGGGACAAUGGACGCGUAUUAUCUGGCAAGCCCGGUCCCGGAUCAGGUGCUUCCAACCACGAAAUUCAGCAUUGGGAGCGCAGCCGUGUUGAGUACGACCGCCGAUAACUCGCUCAUCAUGAAGUUCUCGCGCUCAGUGAAAGACGGCAAUGUGAAGGUGCUGCUCAAGGGAGUCAACUACAUGAUCUGGGCCUACUCGGGCAGCUCUCAGACCCUCUCCCAGCACCCUAUGAGUAACAUGGGAUUCCAGCCGAUAGACUACAGCUGCCCCUCUUCCACCAGCAGCGGCGGCGGCGGCACGGGAAGCACUGGCGGCACCGGCAACACGGGGAGCACCGGGAGCACCGGCAGCACUGGCAACACUGGCAGCACUGGCAACACCGGCAACACAGGGAACACUGGCAGCACUGGCAGUACCGGCAGCACAGGGAGCAGCAGCAGCACCGGCAGCAAUGGCAGCAACAGCAGUGGGUUGUCCUCCUCCCAGUCACAGGGGCCGGCCUGCCAUCCCUCCUCCCUCGCGGGCUACACCUGCUCCACUCAGCUCAGGCAGAACGCCUACAUCCUGCACUGGGCGGUCAACAAGGACAGCACAGUGAGCAUGGCAGCACAGGUCGCCACCACGGGCUACAUCGGCAUUGGUUUUUCCAAAGACGGCCAGAUGAUCAACUCUGAUGCAGCCAUUGGGAACGUGCCAGCUGGCACGCUGGCCAACGGGGCGGCGGUGGGGGCGUAUUACAUGAGUGGGCGUGAUGUGGCAUCGGUGCAGCUAACUGACACGUGGAAGGUUACCAACACGUCGGUUACCACCAACCAAAACGGUUACACCAUUAUACGCGGGUCAGCCUCAAUCGAUUUCAUCAAGGGGACGACCACAGCAGGCGAGGGCAGCAGCACAGCAGCCUACAUCGCGCACGGGGCACUCCUCUCCAUCGCCUUCGCUCUCCUCAUGCCCCUCGCCAUCCUCCUCGCCCGCCUCCUCCUUGCUGACCGCCCCGACGGUGCCCCCCUCAACCUCAACCGCAGCCAUCGGCCUCUAGGGUUCCAGCUUCAUAGGGGCAUUCAGCUGUUUGCACUCGUGGUCGCAGUGUCGGGGACGGUUGUGAUCUUUGUUGUAUCAGGCUCUAAGGGGCUGACGUGGACGCAUGGGAAGAUUGGAUUGGCUGCGGUGGUUCUUGCACUGGUGCAGGCUGUGGUGGGGUUUGUGCGACCGGAUAAGACCGCUCCGAACCGCUUCAAGUGGCUGGUGGUGCACUGCUUGGUUGGUGGUACAACCAUUGGGCUUGCGUGGGCCGCCAUGUUUCUGGGCAUCGACCUCUACCGCACCAAGUUCAUGCAAAACGUCACGUGGUGCUACUGGGUCUGUGGCGUGUGUGUGGGCGUCUUUGGAGUGGCAUACCUGGUGUUGGUCAUUCCCGACAGCUUUCUAUCGUUGAAGGGGCGUAAGGAUGCUUCAUUCGCUACUCCGCGGAGUCUCUCCGCCACGGCCCGCGGGUCCCGUCACGUUGCGCGCGCCAAGUUCCAGGGCUUCCGCCAGUCGGCCGGGGAGGCGCAGGAGGCGGACAGCGCAGCCGCUGCUCCGGCGAGCGCGGAAGAGAACGGCGCAGCCGUCGCAGCCGUUGCGGAGGGAGCCGCGGAGGAGAGGGACGCGGGAGGACGCGACGACGAUGUGCUCCCGACGGACCUGGAUGGCGCUGUCCGCCAAGCAGCGCAGUCGGCGGCUUACUUCUGCAACGGAGGCGGCACCCGCGCCAUUGUGGAACUGUUGGUGCCAGAUUUGGAGAUCAAGUCAGACGAAGGAGCGCAGCAGCUGCUGUGGGACACCAGCCGCACCUUCCUCGACUCCCUCAAGGGACACCUUGACUUUGAGAAUGUGAGGGCCAUAUUUCCAGACGCCGGGUCAGCAGCGCUCCUCAAGAACCAGUGGCCGGACGCUCCCUUUGCCUUUUCAAGCCUGAUGGACCGCAAGCCAGUGCAGGAGCAGGACGAUGUGGUCGUGCUCAUCACCCCCGAGUACCAGCAGCUCAGCGUGGUCGAGUCCAUCGGGGGCAUGCUCGCCACAGAGGACGGCUUGACCCGCCCGCUCAUCAUGUACAACCCGAGGCUGGUCAGUGGGGAUGUGGGCAUCGGGCUGAACGUGCGGCGGCUGAGGGAGCGGUUCCUGUCGACGUUUACCACGGCGUUCUGCCUGAGGCCGCUGCCAGUGGGAGCCAUCUACCGGCGGUACCCCAACCCCUGGCAGUUGUAUCUUGACGACCCUAAUGAGCCCGGCCGAUAUCUUCUGUUUCGGCAACAAGGGUCAAAACCCAACAUCGACGAUAUUGAGGAUAUGUACAUGGCAGCAUCGGGAGGGGGUGAGCCGGGAGCAGAAGAGCCUUCUUUCAUCGAGCAGGCUUUUGGAGUUCUUUCAUCCUUCAACCGGUUCAUGCAAUCUCUUUCCAAGUAA